Messenger RNA from Suillus discolor, 490 nucleotides. RefSeq lists its product as uncharacterized. Bases 109 to 276 code for a protein of 55 amino acids. NCBI's taxonomy places the organism in Eukaryota, Fungi, Basidiomycota, Agaricomycetes, Boletales, Suillaceae. The transcript is spliced from 3 exons. The record is from RefSeq and is a predicted model, not a curated record.
AUUUCCUACUCAUCAAAUCCAACUCAUGCACUGCGCGACACUGCUGAGCUACUCACGGGCACCUCCUAUGAUGACCACACAUUUGUGCUCGGAGAAGAUGGAUGGAUAAUGGGACCCAAUCGUCGGCUCUUAUUCUGGGUACCACCCACUUCUCGUAGACCAUUUUAUACUCCUCGGACUGCAUUUUUGAUACCCAGAGGUGUUGAGCUUGAUUUAAGUCGCAUGGCACAUGGUACACGCUGGCAGGACUGCUACAAUGACUCUUCAUUACGAUAGCCUCGUUCCGGUAAAGUAAUUGGCGGAGAUGCCAGAGACACUUUGUGGAGUACGAUAUGGGAUGUACAGUUGAAAGAUGAUUGGGUGUCAGGUUUUCGAGAGCAUAGAAGAUUAUAGAGCAACGAUCCGAGAAAAUGAUAGGAACAUGCACGGUUGGCCUGCUUAAGUACCUGAGCUUAUGUGGCGAAUAACAAAUUCAUUCAUUCAUAAAUCA